Molecule: messenger RNA, 1364 nt
Organism: Misgurnus anguillicaudatus (oriental weatherfish)
Lineage: Eukaryota; Metazoa; Chordata; Actinopteri; Cypriniformes; Cobitidae
Gene: mis12
Product: MIS12 kinetochore complex component
Biological process (GO): kinetochore assembly; mitotic cell cycle; mitotic sister chromatid segregation
Cellular component (GO): chromosome, centromeric region; nucleus; MIS12/MIND type complex
Source: RefSeq, a predicted model, not a curated record
UGGUUUAAAUGUCAAAAGGGUUACAAUGUUAAUAUUUAUACGCAUUUUCCUGUAGUCUCCUGAUUACUAGGGGGCGCUGUUGUGCACGCGUACGUGCGUGUACUGACACACGAAGAGGAUUGAACUGCGCGCGGGCUACCGAGAUGACAGAAAGUGGAGUUUCACAGGGAUCUGAAUCCCUUCAGCUUUACGAAGCGCAGUUCUUCGGCUUCACUCCCGAGACCUGCACUUUACGAGUCUAUAAUGCUUUUCGGGACUCCCUCAACCACAUACUGGUCGCUGUUGAGUCCGUGUUCGUUAAAAGGUUGAGUCCAGGACAGGAGCCUUCGGCAGAGCUCCGACUGACAGCUCGAGAGAGCACCCAGAAACUGCGCCGGUUCCUCCAGGAGCGCUUUGAAGUUAUGUUUCAGCGCAUGAAAGGGAUGCUGAUGGAGCGCGUUCUCAACAUUCCUCCCAAUGUCCUACUUCCCGAUGACCAGCUUCACCAGAAAUAUCCUGAAGGCAAAGAAGACAUCAUGAAGCUGCAGAGCUCCAUCGCAAAACUGCAGCAGGCUUAUGAAGCAGACGUUUGCGCCAAGCAAGCGCUUCUCGCUGAGCUUGAGGAGCAGAAGGAGACGCAAAAACAACUGGAUGAGGUCCUGAGAUGGAUAGAGGAGCUGCGUGUCUCGUGGAGACGGGAGGGCAUGGGAAGUGUCCAAGACAGCGUCCGGUACAUGAUGGAGACUGUGGGCCAACUCCAGGAUGUUAUGGGAAAGAUAAGCAAGCAGAGUAAGGAACUGGAUGAAGUUUGAUGGUUUACACAAUGCAAGUGGUUAGAAAUAGGGUGUCUUGACAUGAUUUAUCCACUAGGGGGAGGUGGCACACAAGCAAAUCAUGCGAAGACUAGUACAAUUGUACAGUAUUAUCAUACAGAUGGCGUGGCCAGUCCAGCUUCAAAGCAAUACAUUUGUAAUCGGGGGAUUUUCCUUGGUUGUUUAAUAUGAGGUCUAUCUCUCCCAUUUUCAGUCACUGGGUUUUCCCAUUUACAAUUUGAUUCCUUUGAUGUUCAGUACAGUCAGGUCUGCAUUAGAUUAGUCAAAAUUUUACACAGGCCCAAACUGAUGUCUUUUCAACCUGCCUGUCUUUACACUUUAACAUCACGUUUUUGAAAAGUCCCUCUCUUGAUGAGUUUUAGGAUAAAAAUGUCAAGUUCACAUUGGGAUGUACAGUGCAUCGUUCCCCUGUACUGGAGGGUUUAAAGUCUGUGUCUUUAAAUACGCUAUUUAAGGAUUUUAAGUGUCAGUUCAAAAGUAGAAAUUAAAGGAAUGGGUUCACAUACUUUUAACCAUAACUGUAAAUAACAAUAAAACGAUUUUGUGUUUGUA